Messenger RNA from Aphanomyces invadans, 1372 nucleotides. Its product is annotated as S-adenosylmethionine decarboxylase proenzyme. Gene Ontology annotation, molecular function: adenosylmethionine decarboxylase activity. Gene Ontology annotation, cellular component: cytosol. Gene Ontology annotation, biological process: spermidine biosynthetic process; spermine biosynthetic process. The coding region runs from base 173 to 1267 and encodes 364 amino acids. The transcript has a single exon. Lineage: Eukaryota; Oomycota; Saprolegniomycetes; Saprolegniales; Verrucalvaceae. The record is from RefSeq and is a predicted model, not a curated record.
UCCACCAGUGCAUGCCUCGGGGUUCUCACCGCGGCAUCCACGGGCAAAGCGGCAGAACUACGUUGUCAGCGAACUACCUCGUCGAUUCCUCGCGCAUUUACACAGGCUUCUUCUACGUCCGAGCUUGUGACACCCCAGCCUAGCAUCGACUACGCCACCUCUUCAGCUGACCAUGCCCACCACCGACGACAUGAAAACCACCGCCGCCAGCGCCACGGCGUCUACCGAUUCGUGCAGCAAUUGCUCGGACACGCCCGCGACCGUCGACUACCCCAACACGUUUGAAGGACCGGAAAAGAACCUUGAAAUCGAUUUCACCCCCGCCGGUCAUCCCGACGGUCUCCGCGCGCUCUCACGCACCCAGCUGGACGCGUUGUGCGAUGUUGCCAAGUGCACGAUUCUGUCCAAGAUCUCGAACGCGUCGCUGGACGCGUACGUCCUGUCAGAAUCGUCCCUAUUUGUCUACCCGCGCAAGUUGCUCAUGAAGACGUGCGGCACGACCACGUUGCUCAAGACGCUGCCCCUCAUCAUGGAGUACCUCCAAGAACUCAACAUGGCCAUUGAAAAAGUGCGGUAUUCCCGCAAAAACUUUCUCCAGCCCGAAGAACAGCACUUCCCGCACACGUCGUUCAGCGUCGAAGUCGAAUACCUCAACGAUUUCUUUCCGAACGGCGUGGCGCAUGUCCUCGGCCCGAUCACGGGUGACCACUGGUACUCGUACAACUGGGACGCCGACACGCACGGCCCCAACUCGUCCGUGUCGACCAACGUGUGCGACGAACGAAAGAGCGAGCACACGGUGCAUAUGCUCAUGCAAGACAUGCACGCCGACGCGGCCGCGCACUUUUUCAAGCGCGACAACGGCAUGGACGGCGCCAAGAUGAGCGAGGCCAGCGGCAUCCGCGACCUCGUGCCGAAUGCCAUCCUCGACUCGUUUGCGUUUGAGCCGUGUGGGUACUCGAUGAACUCGAUUGAGGACGACGUGUACUCGACGAUUCACAUCACGCCCGAGAGCCACUGCAGCUACGCGAGCUUUGAAACGAACGACAAGGUCGGCACGUACGCCCCCAUGGUCGAGCGCGUCCUGGCGGUGUUUCGUCCGAGGAAGAUGACCCUCACCAUGUCGGUCCUCGGCGAGCUCACGAUGAAAGACCACGUGUUCCAGAAGUGCCAGUUCAAGGGGUACAAGCGCCGCGGAGGAUGGACUCAAGUGCACAUGGACGGCGACCUCAUCUCGCUCAAGGCCAAUUUUGUCAUUGUCGAAUAACACACCGAGGUGGCGAUUUCACGCUCGAUUUGGUAUCGUUGGAUAGCAAGCGUGGAUGCAAUUGCCAUGCUGUAUUCCAAGAGUAACAUUGCAUUUUGUACCUGU